AUGACCACACCACCAUCAUCGAUCGUCUCGGUCAGCACACCUAGAGUGGACAAGAAACAAGAGGAAAACUCUUUACAAUGGAAUGAGAGUCCUCCCGUGCAAGUUUUGAUCACGAGGGGUUUGAAGAAGGAAGAAAGUGAAAUUAAGGAUGAAAUCUUCUUUUUGAAGAAUGGCAUGCAGAACAUGAACAAAUUUGCUAAUGGAUAUUGGUGGGGCUCUCGUGUGCAUGGACAUGAAGUAGGUGAAAUGGUCGUUGAGGCAAUUGGGCGCACAAUUGAUGGGAUGAUUGGAUCAGAUGUGGUUUCAGGGAAGUCAGGAAUCAUAGGAGCUGCUGAUGUGGACUAUGUCCGAGUUCUGGAGCGUAAUUGGAAGUAUCGCAAGCAUGGGUGUCGUCGUCCAAGCCUCGUCAUCGUCCAUCACAAGCUACGUGGAAGCUUCUUCUUCAUCGAUCCGGGUUGA
This is a messenger RNA of Linum trigynum, 459 nucleotides long. Lineage: Eukaryota; Viridiplantae; Streptophyta; Magnoliopsida; Malpighiales; Linaceae. The record is from the annotation of a GenBank genome assembly.